This is a messenger RNA of Elephantulus edwardii (Cape elephant shrew), 5592 nucleotides long. It is a transcript of the gene SOGA2, whose product is annotated as SOGA family member 2. Lineage: Eukaryota; Metazoa; Chordata; Mammalia; Macroscelidea; Macroscelididae. Gene Ontology annotation, cellular component: lateral plasma membrane; spindle pole; apicolateral plasma membrane. Gene Ontology annotation, molecular function: microtubule binding. Bases 1 to 5592 code for a protein of 1863 amino acids. The transcript is spliced from 14 exons. The record is from RefSeq and is a predicted model, not a curated record. Gene Ontology annotation, biological process: regulation of autophagy; microtubule bundle formation; establishment or maintenance of epithelial cell apical/basal polarity.
AUGGAGGCUCUGAACGGCCCAGCGGGCGCCCCGGACGCCAAGCCGCAGCUGUCCAGCCAGCUCCGCCGCCACCACUACCUCCACCCGCUGGCCGAGAGGAAGCGACUGCACCGCGCACCCUCUCCCGCCAGACCCUUCCUCCAGGACCUGCUCACGCAGCCCGCGGCGUCUGGCCCGGCUGCCUCUUCCGCAGCCAGGGGCCCGCCUGUCGCCUCACGCUCGCCCAGCCUCGCGGGCAGGGCGCCGUCCUCGCCCGGGUCUCUGGCCGCGCCUGGCCGCCUCUCCCAGCGCGGUGGUGGCGCCCCCACAGCGAAAGACAAGCCGUCCGCGGGUGCUGGGGCCAGGGCGCUGGGGGGCACCAAGGCCACCCCCGGUCUUCGGAGAGUUGCGCACGCGGCACUCCCCGAGACGCUGCCCCGGGCCGGGAAGCCGCCGCCGCUAGGAGCCGAGCCGCCACCCGCAGCCGCGAAGGGCCGCAAAGCCCGGCGCGGAUCUGGGCUCACCGGCACGCCCCCGGCCCGCAUCCUCGGGCCACCAGGGCCCAGCGCCCGGCGCUCCGCGGUGACACUCGCGGUGACCUCGGCGACCACUGCCGGCUCGCGCAUCAGUCCCACCGACAGUAGCUCCGAUCUCUCCGAUUGCCCCUCCGAGCCCUUGUCCGACGAGCAGCGCCCGCUCCCCGCCGCCAGCAGUGACGCCGAGUCGGGCACCGGCUCCAGUGACCGGGAGCCCCUGCGGGCAGCCCUCGCGCUGAGCCCGGCGUUCCGGGGCGGCCCCGCGUCCGCAGCAGCUGGCGCCUGGCCUGGGGGCCGCAGUAGCCCUGGCGGGGUUUCCGCGGGGUCUGCCGGGUCUGGCGCGCCUUUGGAGCGGGGGACCCCCUGGAGGGCCGACGGAAACGAUGGGACCCCGAAGGAGCCCGGACGGGACGAGCCUUCCCAGCUGCUGCCGGCGGCGACAGAGGAGCUGCUGCGGGAGGUGGAGGAGCUGCGCUCGGAGAACGACUAUCUGAAGGAUGAACUGGAUGAACUCCGUGCCGAAAUGGAAGAAAUGAGGGACAGCUACUUAGAAGAAGAUGUUUACCAGCUGCAGGAACUUCGUCGAGAACUAGACCGUUCGAAUAAAAAUUGCCGAAUUCUGCAGUACCGGCUCCGGAAGGCUGAGCAGAAAAGCCUGAAGGUGGCUCAGACGGGGGAGGUGGAUGGAGAGCUGAUCCGGAAUCUGGAGCAGGACCUGAAGGUAGCCAAAGACGUCUCUGUCAGAUUGCACCAUGAACUUGAAACUGUAGAGGAAAAGCGUGCUAAAGUUGAAGAUGAGAAUGAAACCCUCCGACAACAGAUGAUUGAAGUGGAGAUUUCCAAGCAGGCCCUCCAGAAGGAGCUGGAGAGACUGAGAGAGAGUUCUUUGAAAAGAAGAGGCAGCCGGGAGAUGCACAAAGAGAAGAAGACAGUGGACCAGGACGACAGCGCUGAUCUUAAGUGCCAGCUCCAGUUUGCCAAAGAGGAAGCCUCCCUGAUGCGCAAGAAGAUGGCUAAGCUGGGUCGAGAGAAGGACGAGCUGGAGCAGGAGCUCCAGAAGUACAAGUCCCUGUACGGCGACGUGGACAGCCCCCUGCCCAUGGGGGAGGCCGGCGGACCGCCCAGCACCAGAGAGGCCGAGUUGAAACUGCGUCUUAAGUUGGUGGAGGAAGAAGCUAACAUCUUGGGCCGCAAGAUUGUCGAGCUGGAAGUGGAGAAUCGAGGCCUCAAAGCAGAGAUGGAGGACGUGAGAGGCCAGUAUGAGCGCGAAUGUGCGAGCAGGGACCACCCCCCAAGCAUUCCUACCUCACCCUUCGCAGAAUCGACUGAAUCUUCAUCAGAGCUCCGCCGGCACCUCCAGUUUGUGGAGGAGGAGGCAGAGCUGCUCCGGAGGUCCAUCUCUGAGAUAGAGGACCACAACCGGGAGCUGGUGCACGAGCUGAGCAAGUUCAAGGUGGAGCCGGGCCGGCCUGCGGAGGGCACCGGGCUGGCGCUGCAGGAGGAGCUGCGCGCGUCGCGGCUGCGGGUCGGCGAGCUGAGCGCCAAGGUGCUGCAGCUGCAGGCGGAGAACCGCACGCUGCUAUCUGGCGCGCAGCGCCACGAGCUGGCCGCGCACUCCCGCGACAGCGACGCUGAGAGUGAUGCAGGAAGGAAGGAAAGCGAUGGUGAGGACGGUCGGCAGCCGCGGAGGGAAGGCCCAAUUGGCGGAGAAAGUGACUCGGAGGAGACCUACGAGAAAACUUCGAGCUUUGGGAGCGGAAAGCCCUCGGAAGCGGGCGAGCUGGGCCCUGGCGCCCUGGCGCGUGCGCAGAACUCAGAGUGCCUGGUGAGCAUAAAGCAGGAGGUCGAGCGACUGGGGCGUACGGUGGAGCGCCUCCUCUCGGACACUGAGAGCCUCAUCUGUGAUGCCAAGCUGCACCCCUCGGAGCCCGGCGGCCAGGGCAGCUGGAAGGAGCCUGACCUCAUGGGCACCGUCAACUCCAAGAUGAAGGCGUUCCGGAAGGAGCUCCAGGUCUUCCUGGAGCAGGUGAACCGCAUCAGGGACGGCAUGAGGGAGCAUCUGGAGCACCUCGCCCCCCUGUCCCAGCUCACAGAGUCGUCCAGCUUUCUGUCCACUGUCACAUCCAUGUCCCGGGAUUCCCCGAUCGGGAACCUGGGGAAGGAGCUGGUGGCGGACCUGCAGUCCAAACUGAGAGAUCAGCUCGAGUGGCCACCCAGCAAGGACCACAGGGAGCAGCAAGGGGACCCACACCUUCUAGGAGGCUCCGAGCUACAGCGCAGAGCUGAUGGGGAUGCCAGCCGCUUUCGGACCCCAGACAAGACCUGUCUCAAUCUGGAGAUGGAGGAGGAACACCUCUAUGCCAUGAGGUGGAAGGAACUAGAAGUGCACAGCCUGGCUUUGCAGAGCCCUCUGCCCACUCGGACCUGGAGCGAAGAGAAGAAUCUGAUGCAGCAGGAGCUCCGGUUCUUGAAGCAGAACAUUUUCCUCUUCUACGUCAAACUCAGAUGGUUGCUGAAGCACUGGCGGCAGGGGAAGCGGAUGGAGGAGGAAGAUGAGGAUGCAACCGAGGGCGAGCUUCCAGAGAGCCUGCCCGAGCUGGCUGAGCUUGAAGUUCAGAGGGAACACACGGGGGAUGGGCCAGAUGGAGGUGGCAACAAUCGGGGCCUCAGCUUCAUUAUGGGGGAGUAUCCCCAGCGCUACCGGGUGGACAUCGGCCCCCACAGACAUGCAGACAUGAGACAGCGCCACAAGCAGGUGAUGGAGAACCAGCAACUGUUCGGUGCCCUCCAGACCCUACUAGAGGACUUCCGGGUGGAGCUGCGGGAGGACGAGCGGGCCCGGCUGGGGCUGCAGCAGGAGUAUGCCAAUGACAAGGCUGCCUGGGACAUGGAGUGGGCCAUGCUCUGCUGUCGCCUGGAGCAGCUGGAAGAGAAGACUGAGAAGAAUUUAGGGGAACGUGGUCCCGCUGCUGACAGCAAAGGGGCAUUUCGGAAGGAGCGGGAGGCACACAAGAAGCUCCUCGCCGAUAGUCAUGGCCUGGUCAUGGACCUUCGCUGGCAGAUCCAUCAAAAUGAGAAGAACUGGAGCCGCGAGAAAGUGGAACUUCUCGACCGCCUGGACCGAGACCGACAGGAGUGGGAACGGCAGAAGAAGGAACUUCUGUGGAGAAUAGAGCAGUUACAGACAGAAAAUAGUCCCCAAAGAGUUGGCAGCUUCCGGCGUGACCAAAAAGAAGGCAGUGCCCAGCCCUCUCCACAUCACGCAGGCCUCCGUGUGCCUCACAGCCUGGGUAUGUGGUCCUGCUCCAAAGAGGAAGCUGUUGCCUUCGAAGACCAGCCACUGUCCAAACUGAAGGAGUCAGACCGGUGCUCAGCCAGCGAGAACCUCUACCUGGACGCAUUGUCACUGGAUGAGGAGCCGGAGGAGCCUCUGCCCCAUCGACUGAGCUUCAGGAGGUGCCUCCCUGAGGAAGAAGAAAAUCACAAGGGAAAUCUUCAAAGGGCAGUGUCCGUGACCUCCAUGUCAGAGUUCCAGCGCCUGAUGGACAUCUCUCCAUUCCUGCCUGACCAGAGUCUUCCUUCGAUGGACAGCAAAGAGGAUAUCACCCCUCCCCUGUCUCCUGAUGACCUCAAGUACAUUGAGGAGUUCAACAGCAAAACCUGGGACUACAGCCCCCCCAGGGACCAUAGUAGUGGGGGGCAAGUGAGGCACCCAGAGCCCUGGAUAGACAGGACCGAGAUCGGACACGUUGGGGCUGACACCGGAUCAGAUUCAUUCCCAAAUUCAUCCUGGUACCUCACUACAAGUGUUACCAUGACAACAGACACCCUGACCCACCCUGAGCACUGCCAGAAGCAGCUGGGACACAGCCAUGUGGUGGCAGAGAGGUCAGGCGUGCGUGUGCUGCACAGCCCCCCAGCCAUGCAUAGGUUUGAUGGACCUGCAGCCUCAGGCAGUGAGGAGUGCAGUUCAGGGGAGCCCGAGUUCCCCUUCCCCACAGGCAGAGCCAGGGGAAGCCCAGCAGAACAUGCAUUUGGCCGGUGGCCUUGUGACCUCCCCAGACACCCCCAGGACUAUGUGGAGGGCCGGCUUUGCUCCCUUGAGGGCCCGCUCUGCACUUCCCUGAGCUUUAACACCCCGCUGCACAGCCUGGAGAUGUCUAAGAACAUGAGCGAUGACAUGAAGGAAGUGGCCUUCUCUGUCCGAAGUGGCAUCUGCCCUCAGGUCAAGGACAUGGCCUGCCAGACCAAUGGGUCCCGGUCUACUGGGACGCAGACCAUUCAGACCCUCAGUGUUGGCCUGCAGACUGAAGCCCUGCGUGGGGGUGUCACCAGCAGUCCCCACAAGUGUCUCACCCCUAAGGCGGGGGGUGGCACCACUCCAGUGUCCUCACCUUCCCGCAGUCUGAGGAGCAGGCAGGUGGCCCCGGCCAUUGAGAAGGUGCAGGCCAAAUUUGAACGCACUUGCUGCUCUCCCAAGUAUGGCUCCCCAAAACUUCAGAGGAAACCCCUCCCCAAAGCCGACCAGCCAAAUACCAGGAUCUCAGCAGGGCUACUCCAGAAGGGCUGCAGCGAGUCUGCCUGGGCACGCUCCACCACCACAAGGGAGAGCCCAGUGCACACCACCAUCAACGAUGGCCUCUCGAGCCUCUUCAACAUCAUUGACCAUAGCCCUUUGGGACAAGACCCCUUUCUAAGGGGUCCACGGGUCGGAAACCAGUCCCGUUCACUGGACACCCGGCCAGAGCUGGGCCUGAGCCAGGAAACAGGCACCAGUUCCAGGGGACGGUCCCCCAGCCCCCUUGGAGUUGGAAUGGAGACAUUCAGGGAUGAUGGGGGAGAGGGUACACCAGUGAGGCAGGACCUCUCCGCUCCCCCUGGCCACACGCUCACAGAGAACACUGCCCGCAUCCUCAAUAAGAAGUUGUUGGAGCACGCCUUAAAGGAGGAGAGGAAACACGUCCCCCAGAGCCCCCCGAGUCUCAGUGGUGAUGGCCACACAGGGGAGAUGGGCAGAGCUGAGCCAGGGCCCAUUGAGAACCAAACUGUCUUACUAACUGCCCCCUGGGGACUCUAG